This is a messenger RNA of Mangifera indica (mango), 1967 nucleotides long. RefSeq lists its product as uncharacterized. Bases 479 to 1897 code for a protein of 472 amino acids. Lineage: Eukaryota; Viridiplantae; Streptophyta; Magnoliopsida; Sapindales; Anacardiaceae. The record is from RefSeq and is a predicted model, not a curated record. The transcript has a single exon.
ACCAGCCAUCUCUCAUUUUGCCUUCAUAAUUAAAUAAAAAUCAUUUUAUUUUUCCUUUUAUUUUAUUAAUAUUUUUUUUCUGUUCCUGAAAAUUAAUAGGAAAACCCUAAUAAUAUAAUAAAGAGUGUGAAACAGAGAGGGAGAGAGGUGAGAGAUAUUUCCUUUCUUCUUUCUUCUUCUUCGCCAUCAUCAUCAGUAUCAGCAUCAGCAUAAGUAACAUCAUCAUCCUCCUCCUCUCCUUUUUCCCUUUUGUUUGUCUUCACAGACAAGAGCUUUCUGUGUUGUUGUUGGCAGAUCAGAACGCUUUAAAGACAUGGGUACUUUCUGAUCCUCAGCUCAGCUCUAUCUUCUCCUUCAUCAUUCUUCCAGAAGAUCUCUCUUAUAUCUGUGUGUAUAUAUAUAGAUAUAGAUACUGUUCUCUUGUUAAAUGAGUGUGUGAGUAAAAUCAAAGAGCAGAAGCAAAGUUUUCUUUCUAGUUAUGGAUUCUGGAAAUAGUGGAAGUAUGCAGUCGUCAAGUGGGGGAGAUGAAGAGUAUGACUCACGCGCUGAGACAAUUUCCGUUUUUUUGAAUCCACUGCCACCACAACAACCACCACAGCAACAACCGCACCACCAGCACCACCACCAUGAUUCUAUGUUUGAUCCUUUUUCAAACUACUUUGAUACUGCUUCAAGAUCAUCCAACCAGAAUUCUCUGCUGAAUCUCGAUAUGGUUUGGGCCAAAAACUUAAGAUCUGAACCUGAUCUCGGCGGCGCCUUCAUGGCCGCCUCAGCCUCCUCCUCUUCUUCCACUCAACAGCUCUUCACCAACCAGGCUGUUCUUCCAUCGGCUAGAGCCAACAAUUUUUCUCCUCUCCAUGGUCUUCCCCAUCAUCACCAUAACCAAACGGAAAGUGUUUCUGUUUCAGGUUUUAAUAUUGACAAAACCAACCCCAUCAUCACCACCAACAGCGGCGGAGGAGGAGGCGGGAUUGGGAACAAUAAUUUGGUGAGGAACCCUAAGAAGAGAUCAAGAGCUUCACGGCGUGCACCAACCACCGUUUUGACGACUGACACCUCAAAUUUCCGAGCCAUGGUUCAGGAAUUUACAGGGAUCCCGGCGCCACCGUUCACCUCGUCGGCUUUUCCAAGAAGCAGACUUGAUCUAUUUGGCAGCUCUACUUCUCUGAGAUCAUCUUCUCAUUUAGACCACUCACCGCCUUAUCUUUUAAGGCCAUUUGCUCAGAAAUUUCACAGUUUACCCCCUUUUGUUUCUCCUCCUUCUUCAACUCCUUCCCCUUCUUCUUCUUCUUCACCCUCCAUGAUUGACGCCAUAGCUGCUGCUGCUUCUACUUCCACUAACCUCACUUCUGCAACUCCUGGCAAUAACAAUAAUAACACUAAUAUUAACUACCAAAACCUACUCAACAUGAACAACUCCACCAUGCAAAACCCAGUUCUCAAUUUACAAUCUCUCCUUCAACCCCAAACAAAAUUCCCUCUUUCAAAUUCCCCCAUCCUUGCAAAUAAGCCUCAAGGGUCGUCGUCUUCUUUGGACAAGAUUGGUGUUUUAGAGGAGCUUGGAUUGAGCGGUCAUGGACAUCUCAACACAAACCUCAACAGUGGCGGCCUCCAAAACAUUGUCUCUUCUUCAACUCCAACGUUUGACAACGAUCAAGCCGCGGCGGUGGCCGGGACGGCGAAUGAGAGUGAGCACCAAGGGCUGCUGAGGUCACCAUCAUUCAGUGGCGGCAACAACUACAAUAACAACAACUCUCACCAGCGAGUUUCAAACGGAAAAGUCAACACUUUCUCUGCUUCUUCCUCAGAUUUCCAUCGUGAAAAAGUUCAAGAAAAUGUCAGCACAAGAACAAGAACCGAAGGUAUGGUGGAAUCAUGGAUAUGUUCUUCAGAUUAGUACAUGAAAACUGAUACAGUAAAAAAAUAUAUUCAUAAAUAUUAUUAUCAUCAAAAUAUUAUUAUGAUUA